Penicillium olsonii is the source of this 2016-nucleotide messenger RNA. NCBI's taxonomy places the organism in Eukaryota, Fungi, Ascomycota, Eurotiomycetes, Eurotiales, Aspergillaceae. The record is from the annotation of a GenBank genome assembly.
AUGGAAGGAUCUCGUGGGCCUCCCAGGGUCAAGAACAAGGCCGCUGCGCCCGUUCAGAUCUCUGCGGAACAGCUCCUUCGUGAAGCCGUUGACCGGCAAGAACCUGGCCUCGAGGCACCCACACAGCGCUUUGCCGAUCUGGAAGAGCUGCAUGAGUAUCAGGGUCGAAAGAGAAAGGACUUCGAAGACUAUGUUCGUCGCAACCGAAUUAACAUGAACAACUGGAUGCGCUAUGCGGCCUGGGAACUGGAACAAAAGGAAUUCCGCCGUGCGCGAUCCAUUUUCGAGCGUGCACUCGAUGUUGAUUCGACGUCUGUGGUGCUCUGGAUUCGCUACAUCGAAGCUGAGAUGAAAACGCGAAACAUCAACCAUGCCCGAAACCUUCUCGAUCGCGCCGUCACAAUCUUGCCUCGUGUCGAUAAGCUUUGGUACAAAUAUGUCUACAUGGAGGAGACUCUGGGAAAUGUUCCCGGUACCCGCCAGGUAUUCGAAAGAUGGAUGUCGUGGGAGCCGGAAGAGGGCGCCUGGAGCGCAUACAUCAAACUCGAGAAGCGGUACAGCGAAUUCGAACGUGCACGCGGUAUCUUCCAGCGUUUUACCGUUGUUCACCCUGAGUCUCGAAACUGGAUCAAGUGGGCACGAUUUGAGGAGGAGUAUGGCACAAGUGACUUGGUCCGUGAGGUCUAUGGAGCGGCCAUUGAAACACUGGGAGAAGACUUCAUGGACGAGAAGAUCUUCGCCUCUUACGCCAGGUUCGAGGCUAAAUUGAAGGAGUACGAGCGUGCACGCGCUAUCUACAAGUACGCUCUGGACCGCCUUCCGCGCUCCAAGUCUAUGGUCCUCCACAAGGCUUACACGACCUUUGAGAAACAAUUCGGCGAUCGUGAGGGUGUGGAAGAUGUGGUCCUGUCUAAGCGCAGGGUUCAGUAUGAGGAGCAGCUCAAGGAAAACCCUCGCAACUACGAUACCUGGAUUGACUUGGCUCGUCUCGAGGAGCUUUCAGGCGACUCCGAGCGGGUGCGUGACAUUUACGAACGCGCCAUUGCACAGAUACCCCCUUCGCAAGAAAAGCGACACUGGCGCCGCUAUAUCUAUCUCUGGAUCUUCUACGCCAUUUAUGAAGAAAUGGAAAUGGAGCAGCCAGAGCGCGCUCAACAAAUUUAUCAGGAAUGUCUGAAAAUGAUUCCCCACAAAAAGUUCACAUUCGCCAAAGUCUGGCUGAUGAAGGCACGCUUCGAAGUUCGACAAAUGGAACUCCAGGCGGCACGCAAGACAUUGGGUAUUGCCAUUGGAAUGUGCCCGAAAGACAAGCUUUUCCGUUGCUAUAUUGAACUUGAGCAGCAAUUGCUUGAGUUCACACGGUGCCGAACUCUGUUCGAGAAACAGCUGGAAUGGAACCCCGCUAGCGCCCAGGCUUGGCUGAGAUUUGCACAGCUGGAGCGUGAUUUGGGUGACUUGGACCGAACCAGGGCCAUCUACGAGCUUGGCAUUGAACAGCCAGUCAUUGACAUGCCCGAGCUUCUAUGGAAGGCCUACAUCCAAUUUGAAGAAGAAGAAUACAACUACGCCGCCGUCCGAACCUUGUACGAGCGACUUCUCGAGAAGACCGACAACAUCAAGGUGUGGCUUGGAUAUACCAAGUUCGAGAUGGCUGUUCCGGCAGAGCAAGAGGGGACACAAGACGACGAAGACCAACCGCGCUUCUCCCACGACUCAGCCAGCAAAGCCCGCGCGGUCUUCUCGCGGGCCGAAAAGCACUUCAAGGAACGAAGUCGGACCAAAGAGCGCGUCGAUAUCCUCACCUUAUGGUACAACUUCGAAAAACAGCGCGGCACCCCCGAAGAGAUCGAAAAUGUCAAGAAACAAUUGCCCCGCCGUAUCAAGAAGCGUCGCAAGCUCGAGGACGAUACGUACGAGGAAUACUUCGAUUACAUAUUCCCCGCGGACGACAAGCAAGCAGCCAACCUUUCCAAGCUGCUGGCAAAGGCACAACAAUGGAAGCAGGCCCAGUCUUGA